Molecule: messenger RNA, 1671 nt
Organism: Mytilus trossulus (common blue mussel)
Lineage: Eukaryota; Metazoa; Mollusca; Bivalvia; Mytilida; Mytilidae
Product: 3-ketoacyl-CoA thiolase, mitochondrial-like
Exons: 11
Coding region: 90-1289 (399 amino acids)
Cellular component (GO): mitochondrion
Molecular function (GO): acyltransferase activity, transferring groups other than amino-acyl groups
Source: RefSeq, a predicted model, not a curated record
UCCGGAAUUAUGACGUUACCGAAAUUGUUUUCAUUUUAGAUAAUUUGACAACAAAAUUUUGCCUAAGCCGGUUAGCUAGGAAGAACAUCAUGGCACUUGCACGAGCUGUAAAAGAUGUGUUUAUUGUAUCUGCCAAGAGAACAGCCUUUGGAACAUAUGGCGGGAAGUUAACAGGCAAGACAGCCACUGAUCUGAUGGAAGUAGCUGCAAAAAGUGCAUUAGCAGAAGGGAAUGUUAAUCCUGCAGCUGUUGGCAGUGUUGUUAUAGGAAAUGUGUUACAUUCUGCAGCCGAUACAAUAUACAUUGCCCGCCAUGUUGGAUUGAGGUGUGGUGUGCCUGUUGGUGUACCUGCCUUAACAGUCAACAGAUUAUGUGGAUCGGGUUUCCAAGCAAUAGUCAAUGGAGCUCAGGAAAUAAUGUUAGGAGAUUGUAACAUUGUAUUAGUUGGUGGAUCAGAUAACAUGAGCCAGGCUCCAUUCGCUGUCAGGAAUAUCAGAUUUGGUACAAAGCUUGGACAGGACCUUAAGUUAGAAGACUUAAUGUGGGCAGCUUUAACAGAUUCACACACAGGCCUUCCUAUGGCUAUCACAGCAGAAAACUUGGCAGAACAAUACAAUAUAUCUAGGGAGGACUGUGAUAAAUAUGCCCUCCAAACACAGCAAAGGUGGAAACAAGCACAAGACAGUGGUGUUUUUAAAGCAGAAAUUACACCAAUGACCCUUAAGGGCAGAAAAGGACCAGAGGUAUUUGAGGUUGAUGAACACCCCAGACCUCAGACUACAAUGGAAACACUUGGAAAACUCCCUACUGUAUUCAAGAAAAAUGGUACUGUCACUGCAGGAAAUGCUUCAGGAGUGUGUGAUGGAGCAGCUGCAUUAGUAUUAGCCAAUGAACAAGCAAUCAAAGACCACAAUCUUAAACCUCUAGCAAGACUAGCAGCUUAUGGCAUUGCAGGUUGUGAUCCCAAGAUAAUGGGUAUAGGACCAGCACCUGCAUCAAGAGCAGCUCUAAAAGCUAUUGGUAAAGAAGUUAAAGAUAUGGAUAUAGUUGAUGUGAAUGAAGCUUUUGCACCACAAUUUCUAGCUGUUGCUAAAGAAUUAGGUCUAAAUAAUGACAUAACCAACAUGGCAGGAGGAGCCAUAGCCUUAGGUCAUCCACUGGCUGCAUCAGGUGCUAGAAUUACUGGUCAUUUAGUCCAUGAAUUACAUCGACAGAACAAGAACAUGGCUCUGGGUUCAGCAUGUAUAGGUGGAGGACAGGGAAUGACAGUUAUUGUAGAGAAAUGUUAACCAAUCAAAAACUCUCAUAAAUUCAUGUGAUCAAAUAUCCAUUUAUAGUAACUGAUGUAAUAUUUAUUCAAAUUGUGUGAUGGACCAAUUUUAUCUUUUUCAAGGGAGGUGCAGCUGUUUUAUUCAUAUGUGAUGUGAUACAUUUUCAGUAUCAAGGACUCAAUCCAUUAAUGGCUGCUUGUUUUUUUGUGCCAAACAUAUCUGUAUGAAACCUUUCAAAUGGAGAAUUAAUGCAUACAUGGUGGAAACAUGUCCACUUGAAUAAAAUAGCAUUUUAUGUGAUUAAUUAUUAUUAAUUUAAUUCAAAACUGUAGGCAGUUUUGGUGCAGAGAAGAAUAUACUAUGCAUUUGUGAAUAUGCAAAUAAAUAGUUAUAACCAGUU